AUGAACUCAGACCUAAAGGCCCACUUAAGGGAGCUGAACACAACAGCAGCCAAGGAAAUUGAAGUUGGUGGUGGUCGGAAAGCUAUUAUAAUCUUUGUUCCCAUUUCCCAAUUGAAGUCUUUCCAGAAAAUCCAAGUCCGGCUAGUACAUGAAUUGGAGAAAAAGUUCAGUGGAAAGCACGUUGUAUUUAUUGCUCAGAGGAGAAUUCUGCCUAAGCCAACUCGAAAAAGCCGUACAAAAAAUAAGCAAAAGCUUCCCAGGAGCCGUACUUUGACAGCUGUACACGAUGCAAUCCUUGAAGGCUUGGUAUUCCCAAAAGAAAUUGUGGGCAAGAGAAUCCAUGUAAAACUGGACAGCAGCUGGCUUAUAAAGGUUCAUUUGGACAAAGCACAGCAGAACAAUGUAGAACACAAGGUUUAA
Messenger RNA from Choloepus didactylus (southern two-toed sloth), 420 nucleotides. Its product is annotated as 40S ribosomal protein S7-like. Gene Ontology annotation, cellular component: 90S preribosome; ribosome; small-subunit processome. The record is from RefSeq and is a predicted model, not a curated record. The transcript has a single exon. Gene Ontology annotation, biological process: translation; rRNA processing; ribosomal small subunit biogenesis. Bases 1 to 420 code for a protein of 139 amino acids. Lineage: Eukaryota; Metazoa; Chordata; Mammalia; Pilosa; Megalonychidae. Gene Ontology annotation, molecular function: structural constituent of ribosome.